AAGUCGUGAAAAUUGUAAAUUGCGGGAAAUGCUGGGACUAACAUGUGCAAUGUUUAUCAGACUAAAUGUAUUAAAAUUUACGUUAGAGCAAUGUAGUGAUUUGAAGAAGUCGCAGGCCGGCUUAGUCUGUAGCUUAGGAUGAACGGGAACCUACAGAGUGUAGUUGCAGCUCAGAUCUACAUUUCCGUAACUAAAAAUUAAGCAGGCAUUGGAAGGCAUCUCGAUCAUGGAUUUAGAAGCAACACUGCAAACGAUUCAGAAAAAAACUGUUUGCAUACUUGAAAUCCUUCAAAACAAAGGUAGUGCAUUAGGAAACAUGAAGGUCAAGGACCUCAUUCUGAAGGCACACGAAGCAUUGGUAUCCGCACAACAGCUUCUAUGCAUCGGAGACAAUGAUUUGGUGAAUAUGACCACAAAAAGCCAGAUCGAUGAUAAUCCUCAUUCGGAUAAAGAUUCAGAUAUAACAGUUGAGUUUGAUGAUCCACUUAAUGAUGAUGCAUUUAGCGACUGGGACUUGGAUGAAAACGAGUUAUCGGUACACGAGGCAUCGAUGUCCGCACAACAACUUGUAUGCAUAGGAGAAAAUGAUUUGGUGAAUAUGACCACAAAAAGCCAGAUCGACGAAAAUCCUCACUCGGAUAAAGAUUCAGAUACAACAGUUGAUUUGGAUGAUACAAAAAGUGAUGCACUUAGUGAUUGCGACUUGAAUGAAAACGAGUCAUCGCCAAGCAUUAUGUCUUGUGCAGAUAACCAAAGAGAAACAGAACCAAGGAGCAGACAAGAUAUCAAAAUAGAAGAGAUUCCAGAACCUGCUUCUGAUGAAGAGUAUUCAGAGUUUAUGAAUCCAGAACCUUGUGCUGAUGAUGAUUCAGAAAAUCAGCUAUUGGAUCCAUCUUACUCUAAAGUUUUGAAGAAGUUCUUCGGAUAUUCCAAAUUUAGGCCCUUGCAGUGGAAAAUCAUCAGUUCGGUCCUGAAUGAAAAGAAAGACAUAUGCGUCAUCAUGGCAACAGGUUACGGAAAAAGUUUGUGCUACCAGUUUCCAGCAGUCUACAGCAAGAGCCUGACAGUAGUUAUCUCCCCUCUCAUAUCGUUGAUGGAGGAUCAGGUGCUUGCUCUGAAGGCAGCAAACAUUGAGGCUUGUCUGCUGGGAUCUGCGCAAGAGAAUCCAGCAAGUGUGAAAGAAGACCUGCUACGCGGUCGGUUUUGUCUGCUGUAUAUAACUCCUGAGUUUACCAGCUCUUCUGUCAACUUCCUGAUAAAACUUCAAAAGACUGUUGGCAUCGGCCUGUUUGCAAUUGACGAAGCUCACUGUGUGUCUCAUUGGGGUCAUGACUUUCGUGCUGCUUAUCGCUGUUUAGGGUGCCUAAAGGAAUCUUUUCCAGAGGUACCUGUCAUGGCUUUGACUGCCACAGCUACUCAGAAAGUACAGCUUGAUAUUUGCCGCAGCUUGAAACUCAGGUCUCCCAAAAUCGUGUGCACAGGCUUUGACAGACCCAAUUUGUUCUUAUCCGUGUCAAGCAAAUCUUACCCUUCAAAUGACUUGAAGGUUCAUUUGGAGAAGAAUGGAAAUGACUUCCAGUUCAGUGGCCCAACGAUCAUCUAUUGCCCUACCAAAAAAGUUACAAUGGACAUUGCGGCCACACUCAGAGGAAUGGGUGUUGCAUGUUUGCCGUAUCAUGCAGGUUUGUCUUUGACUUCAAGGAAACAAGCACACAAAAGCUUCAUCAAUGAUCACAUUCAGGUGGUAGUGGCAACUGUUGCCUUUGGGAUGGGCAUUGACAAACCAGAUGUUAGAAAAGUCAUCCAUUAUGGAGCACCAAAGGACAUUGAAUCCUACUAUCAGGAGGUGGGGCGUGCUGGAAGGGAUGGCCUGCCAAGCAGUUGUCAUGUCUUCUAUUCCAGUUCAGAUUUUAAUAUUAGCAGGCAGUUUAUUAGUCAGAUCACAAACCCUGGAUUUCGAGAGCACAAACAGCAGAUGCUGAACAAGAUGCAGCAGUAUCUUUCCUCUGCAUCAUGCCGACGCAGACUACUACUUGCCCAUUUUGAAGGAAAUUCUUCCUUGGAAGUUGGAGGAACACAAAACUGUUGUGAUAACUGUAGAAAGAGGCUAGAGUGUAGCAAAUACCAACAAUAUUUAAGCGAAGAAAGCCCUCAGACAGCAGAUACUCUUGUUCCAGCAGAUCAGCCUUUAGACAUGGGCAAAGAAGCAUUGGAUCUUUUCACAGCAAUUAAGGUCACAGGGAACAGGUAUGGAUUGACUGUUCCAGUUCAGUUCUUUGUGGGUCUUCAUCACAAAAACUCCAGAAGUGCAAAGAUGCCAUGCGCCACAAGCUAUAUGGUUCUGGAAAGUAUGAUACACAGAGGUCAAACAUUUUGGAAAACUUUAGGCAAGUGUCUGGUGUUUGAAGGCUACCUUGUUGAGAGUGCAGUUCGAGGGGGAUUUGGAGCAACUACAGAACUGGGUAGAAAAGCUGUUGAGUGGAUGAAACAGGCCUCAUCAAACAAUGAUGUUCCAUCUCUAAUGAUCAUGCCUGAUCAAAAUCUGCUGUCAGAGCUCCGAGCUGCAGCUGUUAAGAAAAUUGUCAUUAACAGCAGGAAACAAGGAGCAACUACCCUAGCAAUACCUGGACACAGUAUAGAAUCUGGCCAUGCUUCCACAAGCCUAGCUUCAGAUUUGGCCUUGAAAACCAUUAGUGGGGGUGAUGUCUAUAAACCGCAGGUUCCUGAGAUUGAUCCACGAGUGGCAAAAUUAGAAACUGAGCUUUACACAAAGCUGAUCAAGCAACGCAACGAAAUCGCAGAAGAGAUGGGCUUCACCCCACAUAGCAUAGCCAGCAACAAAGUGUUGCUUGACAUGGCACGUAUGAGGCCAAGCAGUUUUGAACAGCUCCAAAAAAUUGAAGAUCUUCCUGCUGCUAAAGCUGAACACUUUGGAAAGCCAUUUCUGCAGACUAUUUCAGUCUUUUGCGUUCAGCAUAAUCUGUCAGUUGAUCAGUUUCCAUCAUACACCCUAAAACAGGAUAGUUUAGACCUCGAGACUGAGCUGAGGCAGCUUUCGGAAACUCAACGCAUAUCCUAUGUGAUGUUUGUUAAGGAGAACAAGUCCUUGGAGGAAGUGGCUUCAUUAAGGGGAUUGCAGACCUCUACAGUUAUUAAUCAUCUGUGUGAAGCUGUGCGUCUGGGCCUUUCCAUAGACAUCAGAGGCUUGGGGGUUACUCCAGCCUUUGAAGCGCUUAUCACAGAUACAAUCCUUUCUCCUCCUGUUAAUUCAGAUAUUGGGAGCCUCACGCGUAUCAAAGAUCAGCUGCCAGCUUACAUUGGGUUCAAUCACAUCAAAGUUGUUAUUGCUACUCUGGUGUCAAGAUUUGGCUUAACCACCAGCCGAUUAGGGAGUCAGGUGUUAAAUGUUGAUGCUAGUUCCCUCAAGGCAGACAAGCCUGUGCUGGCAAACCCGGAAUGCAUGCUAUCCACAUUGAGUUAUGACAGCAAAAGACCGUCAGUAAAACUGGAGAGCUCUGUCGAACACUCAGCAACUGUUACUUCAUCUGCUUCAUCCAGAAUUACUGAAUCUGCACCCUCUAGUCAGUUCUUAGGGUCAUUUGGCUCUUCAAGCAGCAUUACUGAAUCUUAUUCACAAGCAGAUAUCAGGAGCCCAAAGAGAAGUCUGCCAGAAUGGAUGUCAUCAUCCAAACAUUCACUCUCAAAGAAAAAGAAAUCAAACAGUUUGUUCAAGUAGCUUUUCAUUUCUGAGGGUUUUGUGUGAUUCAGAGGCAACCAGGAAACAUGAUGGGAUCUUGACCACAGACUGCACAGAAGAAUUGUUAAAUUAUUCAUUGUCUUCUUGUAAGAGAAAGAACAGGAGGAGGGAGAUAUUAGAUAGUAUUACACACACAUGCAUGAGUGUGUAUACCCACAUGGUGCUCAUACAGUUAAUUUGUGGAGAGUGACAGUAGCUAGGCACUCAGGAGAUAUUAGAGAAUAUUACACACAUGCAUGCUAAUUUGUGGAGAGUGACAGUAACUAACCACUCAGCUUAUUUCACAAUUUAAAUCUUGGCUUACACUCAGUGAAAUUAUUUUUUCUUCUCUCUCUUCUGUGCAGUCUGUGGUCCAGUAUUUUUUUUUUUUGUUUUUUUUUUUUUGCCAUAAUCAUCUGUAUGCUUUAUGUGAUGUUUCUAGAAAUUUAUAUUUCUUUAAAAUACUUUGCUCAUAUGUAGCAGACACUGAAUCUGCAAAUUAUCAUUGUAGCAGACAAUGAAGCUGCAGCUUAUUAGAAAAUUUAAUUGUAAACUAAUUAUGCUGUACCCUACUUUUUUACACUUUUACAUCUUUCAUUCCUGUUAUCUACUUUUCAGAGUUUUCACUUUUGUGAUUGUGGCCAAUUAUUAAAUUGCAUUUAACAAGU
Messenger RNA from Pomacea canaliculata, 4404 nucleotides. Its product is annotated as Werner syndrome ATP-dependent helicase homolog. Lineage: Eukaryota; Metazoa; Mollusca; Gastropoda; Architaenioglossa; Ampullariidae. Gene Ontology annotation, biological process: double-strand break repair via homologous recombination; telomere maintenance. Gene Ontology annotation, cellular component: cytoplasm; chromosome; nucleus. Gene Ontology annotation, molecular function: four-way junction helicase activity; ATP binding; 3'-5' DNA helicase activity. The record is from RefSeq and is a predicted model, not a curated record. The transcript has 26 exons. Bases 227 to 3736 code for a protein of 1169 amino acids.